Perca fluviatilis (European perch) is the source of this 987-nucleotide messenger RNA. RefSeq lists its product as uncharacterized. The record is from RefSeq and is a predicted model, not a curated record. Gene Ontology annotation, biological process: T cell activation; positive regulation of ERK1 and ERK2 cascade; interleukin-15-mediated signaling pathway. The transcript is spliced from 5 exons. NCBI's taxonomy places the organism in Eukaryota, Metazoa, Chordata, Actinopteri, Perciformes, Percidae. Gene Ontology annotation, cellular component: external side of plasma membrane; membrane raft. Gene Ontology annotation, molecular function: protein tyrosine kinase binding; MHC class II protein binding. The coding region runs from base 81 to 938 and encodes 285 amino acids.
UCUCGACUAAAGCACUAUUUUAGAAACAGUUCUGAGCAUCAGAACGAGAGAGAGAAGAAGCAGAGACACAGAGAAGCACGAUGGAAGAGUUCAAAUGGAUCAAAAUGUCUUUAUUUCUGAUACCGCUGCUUCACUUUACAGCAGCAGCAAACAGACAGUUUCUGCUCUCCUCCACUGUCAGAGAUGGAGAUGAAGUCACUUUGUCCUGUGAAAAUGUAAGAGAUGAUCAGAAUAACUGUGACGGUACGACAUGGACUUUCAGUUAUUUAAGAAACACAGCAGUAGAGCUGGUUAGACUUGGUCAGAUUGGUGCAAACUCCAAAACUAAAUCAGACAGACUGAGUGUUAGAGAGAACUGUUCUCUGGUUAUAAAGAAUGUCACAGAUGAGGAUGUUGGUAGUUACUACUGUCAGCAGUACAACAAAACAGAACAACAUCAAGGUCAAGACUCUCAGGUUUAUCUCUCUGUUGUUACCAUGACUGAAGAGAAGAACGAUGAUAUAGUGACGUUAAACUGCUCUGUGUCGACAUAUGAACGAUGUAAACACACAGUGAAGUGGCUGUAUGAGGGUAAAGACGUGGCUAAAGAUCACCCAAACAUUGAGACAUUACAGAGUGACUGCUACACCACUGUGAAAUGGCAGGAUCCUGUGGAUUCUGUGGAUCCUGGUUUAAUUUACAAACCAAGGUCUAACUUAUUGAAGUGUGAAGUGACAGAUGGUUACACUGAAGAAGUGCAGCUGUUUCCCUUCAUCCCUCCUCAUUCCUCAAGAGAGAAACCAGCUGCUGAUGCAACAACAACGACUACAAUAUCAGCAACAUCAGAGACAAUGAGCACAUCGAAAGCAACAAGAACUUCUGAUAAAAGCCCAGAAUCAGUACCAACCACCACAGCAAUCAGUGAUCCUUCAACCAAACUACAAGGUAGUAACUCAUAGAUUUUACAGUACGUCUUUCUCUAGAAUCUCGCUCUCUCUGUCAGUCUCU